Dissoconium aciculare CBS 342.82 is the source of this 1884-nucleotide messenger RNA. RefSeq lists its product as uncharacterized. The transcript is spliced from 2 exons. Bases 1 to 1884 code for a protein of 627 amino acids. Gene Ontology annotation, molecular function: histone deacetylase activity. Lineage: Eukaryota; Fungi; Ascomycota; Dothideomycetes; Mycosphaerellales; Dissoconiaceae. The record is from RefSeq and is a predicted model, not a curated record.
AUGAAGCCGCAUCGCAUUCGGAUGGCGCAUUCGCUGAUCAUGAAUUACGGGUUAUACAAGAAGCUGGAAAUCUACCGAGCAAAACCUGCCUCAAGGCAUGAGAUGACACAAUUUCAUACGGAUGAAUAUGUCGAUUUCCUGCAGCGCGUGACGCCGGACAACAUGGACAGCUUCACAAAAGAGCAGGGCCGAUACAACGUCGGUGAUGAUUGUCCCGUGUUCGAUGGACUGUUCGAGUUCUGCGGAAUCAGCGCUGGUGGUAGUAUGGAGGGUGCAGCACGUUUGAAUCGCGGCAAGUGCGACGUCGCGGUCAACUGGGCAGGUGGUCUCCAUCAUGCCAAAAAGAGUGAAGCUUCCGGAUUCUGUUAUAUCAAUGACAUUGUCCUUGGUAUCCUGGAGCUUUUAAGAUUCCACCCGCGCGUCCUCUACAUCGACAUUGACGUGCACCACGGCGACGGAGUGGAAGAAGCUUUUUACUCAACAGACCGCGUAAUGACAGUAUCAUUUCACAAGUACGGCGAGUACUUCCCCGGCACCGGCGAACUUAGGGACAUCGGCGUUGGUCAGGGCAAGCACUAUUCGGUCAACUUCCCCCUCCGCGACGGAAUCGAUGACAAGAGUUACAAGGGCAUCUUCGAGCCUUGUAUCAAUGGCGUGAUGGAAUACUACAGGCCGACAGCUGUGGUGCUGCAGUGUGGCGGUGACUCGCUUUCGGGUGACCGACUGGGAUGUUUCAACCUGAGUAUGCGCGGUCACGCAAAUUGUGUGAACCACGUCAAAUCGUUCGGUCUGCCUACGCUCAUCCUGGGUGGUGGAGGUUAUACGAUGCGCAACGUCGCUCGGACGUGGGCGUACGAAACCGGUCAGCUAGUGGGCCAGGAAAUGGGCGUCACCCUACCGUUCACAGAUUACUACGAAUAUUAUUCCCCGGAUUUCGAACUCGACGUCAAGCCCAGCAAUAUGGACAAUGCCAACUCGCCCGAAUAUCUUCAAAAGAUCAGCGCACAGAUCUUGGAGAAUCUCAAGCGCACAACAACAUUCGCGCCCAGUGUACAAACACAAGAAGUUCCUCGCGAGCCCAUCGGGAUGCCAUUUCAAAAUCCUGACGGGGAGCCAGAAACUCUAGAUGAGCAAGAAGACCGGUUAGACGACGAGGAGGCAGACGCCGAAGAGAGCAAAGAUCGACGAUAUAACCAAAGACUGUGGGACAAGAAGACAGAACGUGAUGACGAAUUCGAGGAGAGCGAUGACGAGGAGAUGAAUGAAGCAAAUGGAGUCAAACGACAACCCGGCGCGCAACGGCGGCGAGGUAUCAUGGACUAUAGCAACCCUCACGCUCCCGCGGAAGAGAGUGGCGCCGGAACCCCUGCCGGUGACACACGAAGCGUGAACGGCGAUGCAGACGAACCUAUGGGUGAUGAUCCUGCGACCGGGCUAGGUGGCGCAAGUGAUACUAAGGAGGCCAAUGCCGUAGUCGGUGAGGCCAUCUUGGCCAGUAAGAUCGAAAGCAACGAUGCACCGGAUGAGCCACUGGCAGCGACAAGCGCACCACCGGCCAACGACGCCAGCAGCACCAAUGCCAAUGCCAAUGAUGAGAUGCAGGUCGACCCGCCAACCGCGGCCGCAUCAGUGGCUGCAGAAGCUGGAUCAAACAAAGGAGCCGAGACCACCGCCGAUGCGAUCGCCGCUGCGCCUGAAACCACCGAAGCUGCAGACUCCGUCAAGCCAGACGUCGAAAUGGAAGACAGCGAGCCCGUAGCAGAGAAGAAACAAGCCGAGAAGGACGAAGGCGCCGCCGAACGCGAAGAAGAGAAUACGACUGCGGAAGCCACCACCGAGCUCGCCGGUGCGGGCCACAACGCGAGUGGACCUCCAGCAGCAUGA